Messenger RNA from Dermacentor silvarum, 461 nucleotides. RefSeq lists its product as uncharacterized. Lineage: Eukaryota; Metazoa; Arthropoda; Arachnida; Ixodida; Ixodidae. The transcript is spliced from 3 exons. The record is from RefSeq and is a predicted model, not a curated record. Bases 51 to 461 code for a protein of 136 amino acids.
GUAACAAUCAGACCAUUGUGUACAAUUUGAGCUCGCCAAACAUCUGCCUUAUGUACCUGGUGCACGUCUUCAGUGGCUACCUGACCUUGUCAUACCAAACAAUCUCCACUUGGGAUCCUGCAGUCCUGAAGGUGCUCGUAGAUGUUUUCAUGGACAUGUACUCCCGAGAAAAGUUCACCUCCGAGAAGGUCCUUGUCCCUCUCAUCUUGCGUGCCCGGUUGUUGGAGAUCUUCGUGUAUGCUGAAAAGUCAAUGCCACCUGGCUAUGUGCUGGAAAAGCUGGAUGCAUAUUUUCCACAGCCCACGGAAUCUACCGGGACGGAGUUUGCUCAGACCUACUCUCUCAGGAUACCUACGGGCAGCUGCAACCAGGGUUGGGUAAAGGUGACAGCCCUUGCCGGGAAAGAAGGGGGGGCCUUCAAGUACCCAGCAACCUCAUCCGAGAUUGUACGGCUUGACUGA